CCGGCAACAGCGUGUAUCUCAACAGAUAUAACAUUAUUAAUAGGUUAUUACAGAUCAUUCUGAUCGCACCUUUGAAUCGCCGCGGCAUUGGAACAACGUAUUGUGUGUCCACGCUUUGGUGCAAUUUCCGAGCGAAAUUAAUCGUCAACUCAUCCCGACGUUCGUUACGCGCAGCCGGCUCUUUGUAGGCGGAACAAAUUGGCGGGCGAGUAGAGCCGGAUAUUGUACUUCGAUGUUCAUUAAAACUCCCUAGAUAAAGAAAAAUGGACGCCUUGCUGUUUGCGUUGGCUUUGGAAGUGGUUCUCUUGCAAAUGCGGAUACUCGAGAGCACCACAGAACUGAGGUUGCGGGUUCAAAUGAACACGAAAACCGACAAAGCACAGCGAGGGAAACUUGUGAGGGACCGGCAUACCGUAAAAGAUGUUAUUCGAAGGACGCUCAUAGAAGUCGUAGAGAGUGGCGCGUGGGGCACCCUCCAAGAAUCAGUUCAAGCCCUCCUUGAUGACGACUCGUACGCCGUCAUCGUGCGAUCGGACCAUGAAAAGCUGAGAUUCUCUCGCUCGUCAAUUAUCAAUGAAAUGAAGACAAAACGCAAACAAUGGGCAAUCGAACUACAGAAUGCCGACCACAAAAUUGCUGUUGUUCGAGAUAAGAUAAAGAACGAGCAACAGAACGCAAAUGCGCGUCUGUGCUACGUAGAGAAGUGGCUGUUCGCGCGCGCCGAGUCACUCGACAUGCAGCUGGACGAGACGCGUGCGCCCGCACCGCGUGCCGACCACGAGCACCGCGUGCACGACGAGCUGGCCAAGGCGUAUGAGUUGCAGAUCAAGGAACGUGAAGAUUCGUUGGAAUAUUGGAGGCAGCGUUACGUGAAUGACACGAACAAGAUGGAAGAUACACUCACUAAGAAGCGCGAAGAGCUUCGAGUAGCCCUCGCUCGUCGUCAGGAACUGCAAAAAUUGUACGACCUGCAUGCUGGAGAGAUGCGAGCUUGGCUGACAUUCAAGAGCGAGAGAGCAGCUCGCCUGGCGCGGGAGGAGAGACUCGCGACAGCCGCUAGAAGGAUCCAAGCGUGGUGGCGCGGAGUCAUGGUGCGACGCGCGAUUGGCGCCUUCAGAUACCUCAAAACUAUCAAGAAGUCACCUUCCAAGUCUAAAAAGAAGUAGAAGUAGUUACUUACAUAUUUCUGAAGAGCGGGUUCAUAGUUUACUAACACAGAUUUAUAAAUUGUAAGCUUCUUGUAUACUGCUAGUUAUGUAUGUCAGGCAUGCGAAACAUGAAGGCACAAGACGUUUAUACACAUAGUACAGUACCUACUUACCUGCGUGUAGCAUUUAU
Ostrinia furnacalis (Asian corn borer) is the source of this 1338-nucleotide messenger RNA. Its product is annotated as dynein regulatory complex protein 9. NCBI's taxonomy places the organism in Eukaryota, Metazoa, Arthropoda, Insecta, Lepidoptera, Crambidae. Bases 264 to 1166 code for a protein of 300 amino acids. Gene Ontology annotation, biological process: cilium organization. The transcript is spliced from 9 exons. Gene Ontology annotation, cellular component: motile cilium; cytoplasm. The record is from RefSeq and is a predicted model, not a curated record.